Drosophila willistoni is the source of this 1900-nucleotide messenger RNA. Its product is annotated as NADP-dependent malic enzyme. The transcript has 4 exons. NCBI's taxonomy places the organism in Eukaryota, Metazoa, Arthropoda, Insecta, Diptera, Drosophilidae. The record is from RefSeq and is a predicted model, not a curated record. Gene Ontology annotation, cellular component: mitochondrion. The coding region runs from base 83 to 1834 and encodes 583 amino acids. Gene Ontology annotation, molecular function: malate dehydrogenase (decarboxylating) (NADP+) activity; NAD binding; malate dehydrogenase (decarboxylating) (NAD+) activity. Gene Ontology annotation, biological process: malate metabolic process; pyruvate metabolic process.
AGCCUUUGCUAAAAAUGUCAUUUAAGUAUUAGACAGAAAUAUUAUUUUGUUUGGAAUUUUUUCUUUAGUAUUUCUUUUAAAAAUGAUUUGUGGGAAAAUUUUAGGUAUAUAUCAAAGAAGGGCCUGCUCCAAUGUACAGAAUCCGUCGCUUCAUAUACAUCCAGAUAAUGUGAAACCUUCAGUGCAAACAGUGCUCGAUCCCAAAAAUAAUAAGGGUCUUGGCUUCAAUAUAGAGGAGCGUCAACGUUUGGGUGUUCAUGGGUUAUUUCCCUACACCUUUCGGACCUUGGACGAACAGGUCGUGUCUGUGUUGACAAAUUUUAGAGGACGCACAUCGAAUCUUAGCCGUUAUCGUUACUUACGCUCGGUGCGGCAACGUCAUGAGCGAUUGUAUUUUCGAUUUAUAAGCGAAUGCAUUGAAGAGGUAUUGCCUGUUAUCUAUACACCAACAGUGGGCGAGGCUUGUAGUGUAUUUGGCACGUUAUUUCGCAAUCCCAUCGGUCUGUUUAUUAACAAAUUCGAUCGUGGUCACAUUAAGGAUGUUCUAGCCAAUUGGCCAGAGAAGGAUGUACGCAUUGUUGUUGUCACGGAUGGUGAAAGAAUUCUCGGCCUAGGCGAUUUGGGUGCCAAUGGCAUGGGUAUAUCGGUGGGUAAAUUGGAAUUGUAUACAGCUUUGGGUCGCAUCGAUCCACAAUACGCGCUGCCCGUCACCCUCGAUGUGGGCACUAACAAUGAGAAGCUUCUGAAUGAUCCGUUGUACAUAGGAAUUCGUGAGAAACGUAUGACUGGCGAAGAAUAUGAAGAUUUUGUGGAUGAAUUUAUUGAUGCUGUGACCGAGACAUGGAGUCACAAGACUUUAGUACAUUUCGAAGAUUUCUCGACUGUGCACGCAUUUCGUUUCCUAGAUAAAUAUCAAAAUUGUUAUACUUUUAUCAACGAUGAUGUACAGGGAACAGCCUCGACUGUGUUGUCAGGCUUCUUGGUUAUCGAGAAAAUAACAAAAAAGCCGCUCAAUGAGCAUGUCUUUUUGUUUGCCGGAGCUGGCAGUGCCGCCACGGGUACAGCAGAUCUUCUGGUAAAAGAACUAAUACAACGUGGACUCGAAAAAGAUGAAGCUGUGAAAAAUAUUUAUCUAUGUGAUGAGAAAGGUUUGGUCACCAAAGAUAGACCUGAUAUGCUCGAAAGGCUAAAGCCUUUGGCUAAAGAUACAUCGAUGGCUAUCAAAAGUGUUGCAGAAUGUGUGGAGAAGCUCAAACCUUCCAUAUUGGUUGGCGCCACGGGUGUAGGUGGUAUUUUUACGGAGCAGAUAUUGCAAAAUAUGGCUAAAAAUCAUGAAAAGCCAGGCAUUAUAGCACUCUCGAAUCCCACCGAUAAAUCGGAAUGUACUGCCGAGCAGGCCUAUAAGCACACAGAGGGUCGUGCAAUAUUUUCUUCCGGCUCACCAUUCCCACCUGUGGUUAUUAAUGGCAAACGUAGAGUUACGGGUCUUGCCAAUAAUUGUUUUAUUUUUCCGGGUGUGGGUCUUGGUGUUCUAUGCGCCAAUCCCCAUCAUAUACCCGAAGAGGUUUAUCUUGUGGCAGCUCAUACCAUGGCUAACUCUAUAUCUGAUGAGUCUCUAGAGAGUGGCAGCAUAUAUCCAUCUGUUAAAGAUGCUGCCGAUUUGGCUUUCAAUAUAGGAGUAAAAGUUGCUGAACAUUUCUUUGAGGUCGGUCUAUCCGAUGCCGAUCCCAAGCCAAAGGAUAUAUGCGAAUGUGUUAAGAGUCAAUUGUAUCCAACUGAUUAUGGUUCCUCAUUGACACCGACUUGGUCAUAUCCAAAUUUGAAGAAAAACUAAGAAUUGAUUUUUCUGUCAAGACAAAGUUUUUCGAAUUUGUAUACAAAUUUUUCUUAUAUUUUGUUU